Molecule: messenger RNA, 1689 nt
Organism: Ctenocephalides felis (cat flea)
Lineage: Eukaryota; Metazoa; Arthropoda; Insecta; Siphonaptera; Pulicidae
Product: potassium voltage-gated channel protein Shaker-like
Exons: 9
Biological process (GO): protein homooligomerization; potassium ion transmembrane transport
Cellular component (GO): voltage-gated potassium channel complex; membrane
Molecular function (GO): protein binding; delayed rectifier potassium channel activity
Source: RefSeq, a predicted model, not a curated record
AUGGGGGCUGACGCCUGUCCUCAAGCCGAGGCAGGAGCUCUGCCCCCCGCCGCCCCCUUUACUAGCCCAUGGGGGCGACCAGAGGACGAGGACAGACAGAUGUUUCAGUUUAUCGAGAAAUGGGGGCUGACGCCUGUCCUCAAGCCGAGGCAGGAGCUCUGCCCCCCGCCGCCCCCUUUACUAGCCCAUGGGGGCGACCAGAGGACGAGGACAGACAGGUCUCUGCCGAAGCUGAGCUCUGGCGAGGGAGAAGACGGCGCCGGCCCGGGUUGCUACGGGCACGGCGGUGGCGCAGGAGGACAUCACUUCGAACCGAUUCCACACGAUCACGAUUUUUGCGAGAGGGUUGUCAUAAACGUCUCCGGUCUGAGGUUCGAAACGCAACUGCGGACCCUAAACCAGUUUCCGGACACCUUGCUUGGGGAUCCGGCCCGAAGACUGAGGUACUUUGACCCUUUGCGAAACGAGUACUUCUUCGAUCGGAAUCGGCCUUCGUUCGAUGCCAUCCUCUAUUAUUAUCAGAGCGGUGGCAGGCUGAGAAGGCCGGUCAACGUGCCCUUAGAUGUUUUUAGUGAAGAAAUCAAAUUCUACGAACUUGGGGAGCAGGCCACCAAUAAAUUCAGGGAAGACGAGGGCUUCAUCAAAGAGGAAGAAAAGCCACUGCCCUCGAACGAGAACCAGCGCAAGGUGUGGCUCCUGUUCGAAUAUCCCGAAAGUUCUCAGGCCGCACGCGUAGUCGCAAUUAUAUCCGUGUUCGUCAUUUUACUUUCCAUAGUUAUAUUCUGCUUAGAAACAUUACCAGAGUUCAAACACUACAAAGUCUUCAACACGACCACGAACGGCACCAAGAUCGAGGAGGACGAAGUUCCAGACAUCACCGAUCCGUUCUUCCUCAUAGAAACUAUUUGUAUAGUGUGGUUCACGUUCGAGUUAUCAGUGAGAUUCCUAGCGUGUCCAAAUAAACUGAACUUUUUCCGGGAUGUAAUGAAUAUAAUAGAUAUAAUAGCCAUUAUUCCUUAUUUCAUCACUUUGGCAACCGUUGUUGCCGAAGAGGAAGACACUUUGAAUCUGCCAAAAGCGCCGGUCAGUCCGCAGGACAAAUCGACGAAUCAGGCGAUGUCCUUGGCGAUCCUGAGGGUGAUUAGGUUGGUAAGGGUUUUUAGGAUUUUCAAGUUAUCAAGGCAUUCCAAAGGGUUGCAGAUAUUAGGGAGGACCCUGAAGGCUUCGAUGAGAGAGCUGGGGUUGCUCAUUUUCUUCCUGUUCAUAGGUGUGGUAUUGUUCAGUAGCGCCGUGUACUUCGCCGAAGCCGGUUCAGAAAAUUCAUUUUUCAAAAGCAUUCCGGACGCCUUUUGGUGGGCUGUGGUCACAAUGACGACCGUUGGAUAUGGUGAUAUGACGCCCGUAGGCGUGUGGGGCAAAAUAGUGGGUUCCCUUUGUGCCAUUGCCGGUGUGCUAACUAUAGCCCUGCCAGUUCCUGUAAUUGUGAGCAAUUUCAAUUACUUCUACCAUCGGGAAACCGAUCAGGAGGAGAUGCAGAGCCAGAACUUCAACCACGUCACCAGCUGCCCGUAUCUGCCAGGCACUUUAGGUCAACACAUGAAGAAAUCAUCUAUAUCUUCAUCUUCCUCCGACAUGAUGGACCUCCGCGAAUCGGAAGCCCCGCUCGCCGGGGCCCUUUUGGGUCCGCUG